AUGCCCGUCAAUGUUCCCGUCGACGACCCAAACGCUGACACAGAAUGGAACGACAUCCUCCGCAAGCACGGCGUAAUCCCCGAGAAACCCCCGUCGCCCACAGCCAAGCUUCAAGAAGCCGUCGAAGAGGCCCUUAAAGUCGCGCAUGAGAACCGCCUGGAAGGCAAAGACCUAGACGAAUUAGACGCGUUAGAAGACGACGAAGACGAAGACUUUCUAGAAGUAUACCGGCAAAAACGCCUCGCCGAACUCUCCACAAUAACAAACGCCUCGGUAUACAACCAAGUCUACCACCUACAGAAGCCAGACUACUCGCGCGACGUGACAGAAACCUCACAGAACGCUUUCGUCCUCGUCCUCCUCACAUCGUCGCAAGGCACAAACACAGAGUCCCGCAUCCUGAUAGAGAUAUGGCGCGAGCUGGCCCAGCGCUUCGGCGACGUCAAGUUCUGCCAGAUGAGGGCCGAGCUGUGCAUCGAGGGGUAUCCGGACCGGAAUACGCCGACGAUUCUUGUGUAUAGUAAGGGGGAUAUCAAAAAGCAGAUCGUUACGUUGAGAGAGCUGGGCGGGGUGAGGACGAAGGUGGAGGAUUUGGAGAGACUGCUUGUGGAUGUUGGGGCGUUGAAGGGGGGAGAUCAAAGAUUGAAGAAGGAGGAGAAGGACGAGGGCGCGAGUGGGAAGAAGAUUCGGCAGGGUACGACGAUGGGCGAUGACGAUGAUAGUGAUUGGGAUUGA
Messenger RNA from Dothidotthia symphoricarpi CBS 119687, 735 nucleotides. RefSeq names its product phosducin family protein. Gene Ontology annotation, cellular component: cytoplasm. The transcript is spliced from 3 exons. The coding region runs from base 1 to 735 and encodes 244 amino acids. NCBI's taxonomy places the organism in Eukaryota, Fungi, Ascomycota, Dothideomycetes, Pleosporales, Dothidotthiaceae. Gene Ontology annotation, biological process: protein folding. The record is from RefSeq and is a predicted model, not a curated record.